Exophiala spinifera is the source of this 1050-nucleotide messenger RNA. Its product is annotated as DNA repair protein rhp51. Gene Ontology annotation, cellular component: condensed nuclear chromosome. The transcript has 4 exons. The coding region runs from base 1 to 1050 and encodes 349 amino acids. The record is from RefSeq and is a predicted model, not a curated record. Gene Ontology annotation, biological process: DNA recombinase assembly; mitotic recombination-dependent replication fork processing; double-strand break repair via homologous recombination. Lineage: Eukaryota; Fungi; Ascomycota; Eurotiomycetes; Chaetothyriales; Herpotrichiellaceae. Gene Ontology annotation, molecular function: double-stranded DNA binding; single-stranded DNA binding; DNA strand exchange activity.
AUGACUCAAGCCGAUAACUCAGACACCGUCCAGGAUGAGUACGAGGACAUGCCUGGUGGCCCCGGGGCACCGAUUCCAGUGUCGCAGUUGGUGGGGCUUGCAGGUUUGACCGAUAGAGACAUAAAGCUCGUGGUUGAGGGCGGAUUUCACACCGUUGAAUCAAUAGCAUAUACUCCGCGACGGACGCUUGAGCAGAUCAAAGGGAUCUCAGAGGCCAAGGCGUCUAAGCUUCUGAACGAAGCAAUGAAGCUGGUCCCCAUGGGCUUCACCACGGCGACCGAAAUGCAUGCACGGAGAAGCGAGCUCAUCUCCAUAACUACCGGCUCGAAGAACCUCGAUCGUUUACUGGGAGGGGGUGUCGAGACUGGCUCCAUUACCGAGAUCUUUGGCGAAUUCAGAACAGGAAAGAGUCAGAUAUGUCACACAUUAGCUGUUACUUGCCAAUUGCCCUUUGAUAUGGGUGGCGGAGAAGGCAAAUGUCUUUACAUCGACACCGAAGGCACAUUCAGACCUGUUCGUCUGCUUUCAGUGGCCAAUCGUUAUGGCUUAGAGGGCGAAGAGGUGCUCGACAAUGUGGCAUACGCCCGAGCGUACAACUCUGAACACCAACUGCAGCUUCUGCAGCAGGCGUCACAGAUGAUGUGUGAAACACGGUUUUCACUCCUCAUCGUCGACUCUGCCACGUCAUUGUACCGAACUGACUACAAUGGUCGAGGCGAACUGUCGUCCAGACAGUCCCACAUGGCCAAGUUCUUGCGCACUCUCCAGCGGCUGGCAGACGAAUUUGGAAUCGCAGUGGUCAUCACGAAUCAAGUGGUUGCACAGGUCGACGGCGGGCCAAGUGCGAUGUUCAAUCCAGACCCCAAGAAACCCAUUGGCGGUAAUAUCAUUGCUCACGCAAGUACCACGCGACUGAGUCUGAAGAAGGGACGAGGUGAAACUCGUAUUUGCAAGAUCUACGACAGCCCGUGUCUGCCCGAGAGCGACACCUUGUUCGCCAUCUAUGAACAUGGCAUUGGCGACCCUCAGCCGAAAGACGAUAAAGAGUGA